Phalacrocorax carbo (great cormorant) is the source of this 825-nucleotide messenger RNA. The record is from RefSeq and is a predicted model, not a curated record. NCBI's taxonomy places the organism in Eukaryota, Metazoa, Chordata, Aves, Suliformes, Phalacrocoracidae.
AUGUCAUAUGGUCCUCCUUCAGGUAAAAUACAGACGGGCAAGAGAGUGUUGGUCCAUGCUGGAGCUAGCGGAGUUGGUAUGGCAGACAUUCAGCUGGAAAGGCUGGCAAAAGCCAUUCCAGUCAUGGCAGCAUGAACUCAAGAGAAACUGAAAGCAACAGCAAAUGCCAGAGCCGCUGCAGAGUUCCACUGCAUGAGUGAAGAUUUUAGUGAAAAGGUCUUGGUGUUCACCCAAGGUCCUGGUGUCUGUAUUAUUUCAGAUUGUGUCAGUAGCUCAUACUGGGAGAAGAAUCUCAACUGUCUAAGUACUGAUGGCUGGUGGAUUAUUUAUGGACUAUUGUGUGGAGGUGAAGUACACAGAGACUUGCUUGCAAGGCUGCUUUCCAAAAAAGCGAGCAUCCAUGUGAGUCUAUUACGAUCAUGAGACAAGGAGUAUAAGGAACAGCUGGUGAAAGCCUUCACACGAAAUGUGCUGCCGUAUGUUUCUGGAGGAACUUCCCCUCAUCUCCAAUCCCUUGUUGGGAUGGCGUUUACCCUCUGCAUGAGGCUGCAGGGGCACACAACCGGCAAAGUUGUCCUGGAAAUGCCUGCUUCAUCUUAAAGGAAGGCUGGCUGUGGGAGUUGUUUCAGCAGCAGCUGUUUCAGGGACUGAACUGUGUCCAGUUCUGGGCCCCCCAGUUCAAGAAGGACAGGGAACUGCUCAAGCAAGUCCCGCGGAGAGCUACCAAGAUGAUGAGGGGACUGAAGCCUCUCCCUUAUGAGGAAACGCUGAGACCUGGGUUUGUUCAGCCUGGACAAGACAAGACUAAGGGGGGAUUUCACCAAU